Messenger RNA from Camellia sinensis, 589 nucleotides. Lineage: Eukaryota; Viridiplantae; Streptophyta; Magnoliopsida; Ericales; Theaceae. The record is from RefSeq and is a predicted model, not a curated record.
UUGCAGCAAAGAGAUUGACAAAAGCUUCCCCUUCAAGGCCAGCGGGAAUGAAACUGCUUAAUAGAUCACAAGAAGCAGGAAGAAGAGCAUUUUGUUGCUCCAGCUGAUACCUGAACUUGGCAAGAGAACGACUACCUAUAUGUUUAAGUAUGAUAGUGUUCAUGGUCAAUGGAAAAAAAAUGAGCUUAAGGUUCAGGAUUCUAAGACCCUUCUCUUUGGUGACAAACCCGUCGCAGUCUUUGGUAUGAGGAACCCAGAGGAGAUCCCAUGGGGUGAAGCUGGAGCUGAAUAUGUUGUUGAGUCCACUGGAGUUUUUACUGAUAAGGACAAAGUUGCUGCCCAUUUGAAGGGUGGUGCAAAGGAGGUUGUCAUUUCUGCUCCAAGAAAGGAUGCUCCCAUGUUUGUUAUGGGUGUCAAUGAGAAGGACUACAAGCUAGAUAUUGAUAUUGUUUCCAAUGCUAUCAACAAACCAUUAACAUUAUCAAUAUCUAGCAUUGGAAACAUUAUUAUACCUGUACGGAGGCGAAAUAUCCUCUGCUUUCCGUACUCCUUGUACUCCAAGUUUCUCUUGGCGGCGUCUACCUGGUAA